Molecule: messenger RNA, 1698 nt
Organism: Ctenopharyngodon idella (grass carp)
Lineage: Eukaryota; Metazoa; Chordata; Actinopteri; Cypriniformes; Xenocyprididae
Product: mitochondrial fission 1 protein-like
Exons: 5
Coding region: 191-649 (152 amino acids)
Biological process (GO): mitochondrial fission; peroxisome fission; mitochondrial fragmentation involved in apoptotic process
Cellular component (GO): peroxisomal membrane; mitochondrial outer membrane
Molecular function (GO): protein binding
Source: RefSeq, a predicted model, not a curated record
AUUUAGGAUGUUUCCACGUCCAACCUCGUCUGGAACGCAGCAUUAAUGAAACUAUUGAAAAAAUCAGAUUGUUAAUCAAAAGGCGACCAGAGAGCUGUUAUUGUUUGACAGACAAUCCACAUACGCUAGAAAUCGUCUGCAAUCAUGUGACUGGAAUAUCCGGUGUAAACACAUUAUUAUUUCCGUUACAAUGGAAGCUGUUGUUGGUGAGGUUGUUACCCCAGAAGAUCUGGAGAAAUUCGAGAAGAAAUACAAGGCAGAGUUAUCAAAGGAGUCUGUGUCUAAAGAUACGCAGUUCGAAUAUGCGUGGUGUUUGAUCAGGAGCAGACAGUCGGAGGACAUCAAGAAGGGAAUAGUGCUGCUCGAUGAACUUAUUCAUAAAGGCACCAAAGAUGACCAGCGGGAUUAUCUGUUUUACCUUGCUGUAGCCAACUACAAGCUCAAGGAAUAUGAGAAAGCUCUGAAAUACAUCAGGACUUUACUGAAAAAUGAACCUGGAAAUUCUCAAGCUUUAGAUCUGGAGAAAUUCAUUAAUAAAACCAUGAAGAAAGAUGGGCUGAUUGGAAUGGCAAUUGUUGGUGGCAUUGGUCUGGGUUUGGCUGGAUUGGCUGGUCUCAUUGGUUUAGCUGUGGCUAAGAAAUCUGCAUAAGAGGAUGAGCUGAGCCAAAUCUUAAUGCCUUAAUCCCUGUUUUGGGUGUAGAACGGAUGCAGAAAGGCCUGCUAAAUAUCAGUCAUCCUGACACUGACAGAGAAUAACUGAAGGAAGCCUUACAAGCUUCCUUCAGUUAAAGCCAGAAAAAUCUCACACUUACAGCAUAAUGCUAAACAGAGCGGCACCUGUUCACAUCGCUCUUAUGAAAAGAAAAGGAACUCCAACAAUAUUUCAAUAUUUAUUUCUGUCACAAAAGUGUAAAGGGGCUUUAUGAUAUAUAGUAGAUGUUAAAACCUUUUUACUGUUUUAGCAAAAUUAUUCUUUGUAAUUGUAACAAUAUACGCUUACUGAACACAAAAAUGUGUAUAUACAUGCAUCAGCAGGUGUUUAUUAGGUACAUAUUAAGGCAUUAUUUUCAAGUAAAAAUGGAAAAUGUAUUGUUUAAUAUUUAAUUCGCUUAAAAAAAAAAAAAUAAUGCUCUUUUUACUUAACCAUUACCAUGAGGUGUGUGUGUGUGUGUGUGUGUGUGUCUGUCUGUCUGUCUGUCUGUCUGUCUGUCUGUCUGUAUGUUUGCAGCAUACACAACUUUUGUUACUUUUUUUUUUAUUGAACAGAUUCUAAGGCAAUUUGGAAUAGCAUUUCUUUCUGAUGUUAGAACCAGAAAAAAGCUUUCAGCUUAGACCAAAUACUAUAGCUAUAAAAGCGUGCCAUUUCUAAGUAUCUAGUAAUCUGUGUAUAUAGGUACAGAAGACAAUCGAGAGUACAGAGGCUGACUGAUAUAAAAUGUUAUUGUUAAAAAGGUGUUUUUUGUUGUUGUUGUUGUUGUUGUUGGAAACAUUUGAAUGCAAAGUUUAAAGGCAUAAAUGUUUUCUUUUGUGUUUUUAUUUUUGCACUAAGGCCCAGAGAAAAUAGUUUGCUUCAUGGUGGGUUGUGUUGCACUGAGAUUAUCUGAUUGUUUUAUUUUGAUUUUGUUUUCUGAUUUUAUUUCAACAGUGCUUAUUGCCAACUUUGAACACAGGCUGCAAAUAAAACUAAACCCCAUUGUG